Messenger RNA from Prorocentrum cordatum, 392 nucleotides. The record is from the annotation of a GenBank genome assembly. NCBI's taxonomy places the organism in Eukaryota, Dinophyceae, Prorocentrales, Prorocentraceae.
GGGGCCCGCGUCGCCGCUGGCGAGCCACUCCGCCCUGGGCGGCGGCCUGGGGGCUCUCGGCGACCCGAGGCCCGUGUGGGGCGCCCUGGACCCCGUGAGCAUGCUGGUGGCGCCGGAGCAGCGCCAGGCCGCGUGGCACUCGUCCCCGGAGGCGGAGGCGAGGACGCCGACGCGGUCGCACGCCUCGCAGCAGCCCCUGCGCGUGGAGCUGGCCGAGCCCUUCUCGUCCACCCCGCCGGCGCGGCCCGCCAGGGCUGGCCUGCGCAGCGCGCAGCCGCGGCGGGCGGACUCGCCCGAGGCGGUGGAGGACCUGAGCGAGCGCCUGGCGAGCCUGGACUGCCUGGUCAAGGGCUUCUCGGCCGACAUCGCGGAGCUCACGGGGAGGCACCGAC